AUGUUUGAAAAAUUAGAAGAUAAGUUUUCUGUUUUUAAUAAAGAAAAUAUACAUAAAAAACAAAAUGAUUCUUCAAAUAAAAUUGUUCAUGUAUUGAUUCAUGGAAUAGAACAUCAUAUUUCAUUUGAUAAAUCUGAAACAAAUCACAUUUAUCAAAUUUAUAUGCCUGGAAAAAACUAUCCAUUUUGGAUGUAUAUUACACCAUGUGAUGGAAAUCUUCAUUGGCAACUAUAUAUGAGAAAUGAAUUUGGAAAUAAAGUCAAUAAUUAUAAAGAAAAAUCUAAAAAUGAAAAAAAAAUAUAUAAUUGGGAAAAUCAACCAAUUGUUCAUGUUGAAAGAAAUUUAAAAGAUGCCAAUUUAAUUUUACUUGCAGGACAAUCAGAUUCUAAAAGAAUGAAAUUUUAUGCCAAAGAUAUUGAAAGUGAUUUACUUUUUCUUAAUGUAACUUCAUAUGAUUGUCCAUCUUUUAAAGUUUUAUUUACAACAUCUGAAAGACAAAUUUAUGAAUAUUAUGCACCACUUCCUGAUGAUACAACUAUACAUUAUGAAGUUACACCAUAUAACUAUGAUAAAAAUAUUAUUGAAAAAAUUGAUGUUGAAUUUAUUGAUAUUAAAUUAUCCUGGUCUUAUAAUCCAAAAUUUGAAGUUGGUAGGCAUAAACAUUGUGCUGUUAUAACUAAAAAUACCAUUAAACAAUCAAUGUGUCAUUUUGGUCGUAUUUCAAUGGAAAAAAUGCAUUGUGAUAAUAAAAAUAAUAAUAAAAUGUCUAUAAAGAAAAUAAAAUUUGAAAAAGAUAUGCAAAUAAUUUUGUAUAUUUUUGAUACACAAUAUGGUUCUAUUAAUGUAUUUCCUCCAAUACAAAUAAAAAAAACUGAUAUUAAAUUUGAAAUACCAUAUAGUGAUAUUAUUUUUAAUAGUGAUAAUAAAACAUCAACAACUACAAUGCCAUUAGUUAUUGAAAAUCCAGAAAUUAUUUUACCUGAUGGUGUUUUAUAUGAUGCAUCUUUUGAAAAUAAUGGUAGAAUUGUACAAAAUUUUAAUUAUGUUAUUAAGUCACAAUUAAAUAAAGAAAAUAAUAAUGAAACUGGGAAAAUUCUUUUAAUAAUUAAUGGAUGUUCAGGAUAUAUAAAAUUAGCUAUAUAUAAAGGUGAUACAUUACUAAGAAAAACAGAAGAAAUAACUGGAUUUCGUCGAUUUCUUAUAAUGAAUGUUCAUGAAGGAAUUUUACGUUUUGAAAUAACAAAUUUAGAUGGAAAAAAUAAAAAAUUUAAAAUAUGGGCUAGUUUAAAACCAACAAAAUCACCAUAUCCACAAUUACCAUCAGAACCAAGUUUAAAAAUUGUUCAUAGAACAUGUAAGACAAUUACUAUUCAAUGGCUUAAAGCAAUAGAUAAAAAAAUCAAUUAUUGUAUGUAUAAAUAUUCAUUAAAUGAAACAGAUUUAAAUAAUUUAUCAUUUAAAAGUGAUCCAAAUUUAGAUUAUUGUUAUCCAAAAUUAACAAAAGAAAAUAUUGUUGGUUGUUAUGUAAGUUAUGGUGUUGAAAAAGAUGCAUACAAUCCAAAAGGAAUAACAUCAAAUUCUCUUAUUGAAGCAACCCUAGAAGAUUUAAUUCCAAAUCAAGUAUAUAAAUUUGAAAUGUUCGCAACAAAAAAAGUUGGAAAAAAAAAUUAUCAUCUUCCUUAUAGAGCUUUAAUAGCAAAAACAAUGGAAAAAUGUGACAAUUAA
Messenger RNA from Strongyloides ratti, 1725 nucleotides. RefSeq names its product Immunoglobulin-like fold domain and Protein of unknown function DUF2369 family-containing protein. The record is from RefSeq and is a predicted model, not a curated record. Lineage: Eukaryota; Metazoa; Nematoda; Chromadorea; Rhabditida; Strongyloididae. Bases 1 to 1725 code for a protein of 574 amino acids. The transcript has 3 exons.